GGUGGGCGAAGGGACUGUUCGCCACCGGUCGUAGGGCGUCUUCCUACGAUCCCGUGCGAAGGCUGUUCCUGUCGGUGCCGGCCUCUGGCCUUGAGCAUGUCCGUGCAGAGCAGCGGCCCGCCUGGCUGCGGUUGCAAAGGGGUCCGUUCGUGCCUGGUCUGUGAGCGAGGUGGGAUUGAAGCGGUCACGAAGUGCCAGCGGAGGAAGUACCAUUUUACUUAUCAUCCUACAUUGGGCUUAGCAAUUGGGAAUGAUGACUCUAGUUUAAGUGGCUGGACUUUUCCAUUUCCUGGAGUAUUUUUAUUAGAUGAUUUUGUAAAUGAAGAGGAGGAAACCAAGCUGGUGAACCUGAUGGAUAAUGAUGAAUGGAAGCCUUCACAAUCUGGACGCAAGAAACAGGACUAUGGUCCAAAGGUGAAUUUUAAAAAGCACAAGUUGAAAGUGGGAAGCUUCAGUGGCCUACCAUGCUUCAGCCAUUUCCUCCUAAACCGAAUGAUACAGUAUCCUGUGUUGAAAAGCUUUCUGCCUGUGGAGCAAUGUAACCUGGAUUAUAGACCGGAACGUGGCUCUUCCAUUGACUCACACUUUGAUGACUGGUGGUUAUGGGGUGAGCGUUUGGUCAGCCUGAACCUGUUGUCUGAAACUAUAUUAUCAAUGUCUUGUGACUCAGAGGAUCUCAUCCAGCUACAUCAUAAUAUGGUGUGCAAUGCACAGUCCUGUGAUCCAGUAUCUGAUCAUUCAGAGAGCCUUUGUAAUUUCCAUGAUGAUAAUACUCAAGUUCUUUGCACGGAUAACUGUAGUGUGAAAAUCACUAGUGACACCUGUCAAAGGCAUGUCCCUUACAAAGACGUAGAGGUAGCCAUACAUUUGCCAAGGAGAUCUUUAAUUGCUUUAUAUGGAGAAGCACGAUAUACAUGGAAACAUGGCAUAAACAGGCAAGAUAUUAAAUCAAGGCGGAUCUGCAGUACCUUUAGAGAGCUAUCCGAAGAGUUCAACCGUGGAGGGAAUCAAGAGGCAUUGGGAAGAGAACUCCUGGACCUCGCACUGAGCUUUCAAGGUGUUCCUGUAUGAAAUUACUGUUAUAAAACAUCAAGUACAAGUAUUCUUCAUUACAAACUCAGCUUUGGGAUAGCUACAAAACAAAAAAAGUCCCACCUUCCUAAUGCUGUGGUCUAGAUCAUGUGUCCGAACCUUUGCAGCAUUGUAAAGGUUUCAUUAGGGUUAUACAAGAGUAAAAAGAGAUUUUGCAUCUGAUCUUUUUUCUGCUAUACCAUUGAAAAACAGCUGUCAACUACUGAUCUUGUCCCUUUUAAGCAAACAGCCUUUUGUCAGAAAUUAUGGCAUCAGAGUCAUGCUUUGGCACAGUUAUCCACUAAUGUACUGUGCACACUAGCCAAAACAAGGCUUUUAUUAGUGAGGGAGAUGAUACGUGAAGCAUAUGUAGAGAAUCUAUAAUCUAUUCAAUCCACAUUUAGUGGAAAUAGGUGAUGGUUUGAGUGUUGACUUGUUAUGAAAUUACUGUCAAUUUUUAAUUAAUGAACUAGGUAUGCAGUUCAAAUUAUGCUAACCUGUCAAAUGUUUCCUCAGAAACCACUGAUUGUGGCUUUCUCAAAGCAGGGAGGUAGUGAUCAAUUUUACAUUCAAAUGUUUAGAUUUUAAUUUGAAUAAAUGCUAAUAUUGUAAAUUAA
Molecule: messenger RNA, 1688 nt
Organism: Chiloscyllium plagiosum (whitespotted bambooshark)
Lineage: Eukaryota; Metazoa; Chordata; Chondrichthyes; Orectolobiformes; Hemiscylliidae
Gene: alkbh4
Product: alkB homolog 4, lysine demethylase
Biological process (GO): protein demethylation; actomyosin structure organization
Cellular component (GO): midbody; contractile ring
Molecular function (GO): demethylase activity; actin binding; oxidoreductase activity
Source: RefSeq, a predicted model, not a curated record